Paecilomyces variotii is the source of this 342-nucleotide messenger RNA. RefSeq lists its product as hypothetical. The transcript has 3 exons. The record is from RefSeq and is a predicted model, not a curated record. Gene Ontology annotation, biological process: response to oxidative stress. Lineage: Eukaryota; Fungi; Ascomycota; Eurotiomycetes; Eurotiales; Thermoascaceae. The annotation marks the transcript as partial.
AUCACCUCUACAGCUGUCAACUGGGCUGAUGCAAAGAGACGAGUGCUGCGAUCAUACAGACACUGGCUUCGAGCGUCCCCUGAGAUCCAGACCAUGUACUCCCUGAACAUGCCCGUCUCAGCCAUCCGGACGAAGAUCCGCCAGGAAUUCGAGCAGCACCGCUAUGUCAACCAGCUGAGCGUUGUCGAUGUCCUGAUUCAGAAGAGCAAUGCUGAGUUCCAGGAAACCCUGAACUACUGGAAGCAGCUGUCCCACGUCAUGAAGUACUUCCGUCCUGAGGAGGACCCUACUGCUCGGCUACCGCCCAACUUCAUCUCCGGCUUCCUGGAGGGCCGUAACUAA